This is a messenger RNA of Puntigrus tetrazona (Sumatra barb), 2817 nucleotides long. RefSeq names its product ankyrin repeat and LEM domain-containing protein 2. The transcript is spliced from 13 exons. Gene Ontology annotation, molecular function: protein phosphatase 2A binding. The record is from RefSeq and is a predicted model, not a curated record. Lineage: Eukaryota; Metazoa; Chordata; Actinopteri; Cypriniformes; Cyprinidae. Bases 244 to 2118 code for a protein of 624 amino acids. Gene Ontology annotation, cellular component: endoplasmic reticulum. Gene Ontology annotation, biological process: negative regulation of phosphorylation.
CGUUCGCGAACGACUCUCCUCCCUCAGCCGCGUCGCGCCUUUCUCCAGUCAGGAAAAUAUAACGCGACGGUUCGUGUUUAGUGUCGAUAUGUUUUCAUUAGAGGUUGCUCUGGGUCUCGGAGGGGCUUGUGAUCGUCUCUGUGUGUUUGUGUAGUUCUGUGGACGCGGUUUUACAGUAAAUCUUCUGGAUCGAUGUCGGACUUCACUGCUAACCGUUGACCGAUAAUCGACUGGAGCUCUGUUAUGGAGGCGGUCCUGAAGCGCCUGCAGACGCUGACCUCUGAUCAGCUGAGGGACGAGCUCUCCGGCGCCGGACUCAGAUACGGUCCGAUCACGGCCACCACCAGGAGUGUCUUCGAGAAGAAGCUGGCUCGAGCUCUUCUGGAGGAGGCCCCGGGGCAUUCUGGGAGCUCGUUUCCCGAGGAGGAGGUCCGGCGGCCGGUCGGCGAGCAGAGCCGUGAGGAAGCGAGGUGUGAAGCUGAGGCCCCGGAGCCAAGCGUCUAUUACGGCGUGUGUCCAGAACCGGACGACCCCGCGGCUGAACAAGGAUCGCCGCACGUGUUUGUUGAUAAGACGGAGGCGCUGAAGACGGCGGUGAAGCUGAAAGGAGCUCGAUUCAAAGCUUUCGCCCGGAAGGAAGACGCCGAGAAGUUCGCUAAAGGCCUCUGCGUGUCGCCGAUCAAACCGUCUCCGGAGAAAACCGGCUCAGACGCCGUGAACCUGGAGAAGGCCAACGAGUUUAAGAGUCCUCGGACUCAAGAGCUGACGGCCAAGCUGCGCAGGAGCACCGAGAGAGGAGACGAGGAGGCCUUCAGAGAGCUGGUGUGGGGGAACCCAAGAUACCUGAUCGGCUCCGGAGACAACCCCACCAUACUCCAGGAGGGCUGCAGGUAUAACGUCCUGCACGUGGCGUCUAAAGAGAACCAGGCGGGCAUCGCUCGUCUGCUGCUGGAGACGCUGGAGGACCCUGACUUCAUGCGGCUCAUGUAUCCUAACGACAGCGAGCUGAUGCUGCGGCAGCGCAUGCGGUACAUCGUGGACCUGUACCUGAACACCCCGGACCGCGCCGGUAACGAGACGCCGCUGCACUUCGCCUGUAAGUUCGGCUGCGCGGAGGUGGUGGAUGUUCUGUGUUCUCACCCGAGCCUCGACAAACACCGCAGGAACAAAUACGAGCAGGAACCGUCCGCUGUGAUCUGUGAGCGCAGGAGCAAGAGCAAGGAGCUGAAGCAGAGGAUCUUGGGCUAUUUAGAAGACAGGUUUUACGUGCCUUUGCUGCGAGCAGCUGAUAACACUCUGCCUCCGGUGAUCGGCUCCCCCUGGUGUCUCGGCUCGGAGACCGCCGGUCAGUCACACACACCUGAGAAGAUGAUGGACAGCCCCAAAAACCCCAGAAUGACCCUCACAGCCUUCGCUGGACCCCUGACUUCAUCCAAGGCCGAGGAGUUUCACAGACUCUGGAAGACGCCGCGGCGGGAACGAGCCGGAUACUUCCAUCAGAUCCUGAAGACGGACUCGGAGCGCGGCGCGGAGAGAGUCGGCCGGGAGCUGUCUCGUGAGCUGGGGCUGCCGUGGGCCGAGUACUGGCCGUUCCUGCGCUGCUUCGUCGAUCUGAGCAGCAGAGACGGGCUGGAGAUGCUGGAGGAGCACCUGAGCUCACCUUCAGGGCGUCUGUUCCCGGUCAGAGAUCUUCUUCAGGAGUUUGAGAAGGUGGUUCUGGAGCGGAGCGCUGACUCGGACGAUGACUCCGGCUCCGACGAGUACUUCACCGCCGACGAGGUCCAGACGGACUCCUCCGGCUCCUCGUUCCAGUCCACACACAGCCCCACGGGCCGCCCGGCGCUCGGGUUCAUGGCGGGAGAUUCUCCGAGCAAGCUGGACGGGGAUGUUCUCGUGGCUCUGAAGGACGUGGAGAUCGAGCCGCUCUCAUAUCCCAGCAUCCUCCGCUGGAGGAACAAGAUCCUGUCCUAUUCUCCAUCACAACGACAGAGCUGGCCGUCUCUCUCUCAGAUGGACAGAGACGUGUCCUUCAGACUGGACUGGUUAACCGUCUCUCCCAGGUUCAGAAGUCCUGGCCAGCGGUUCAGUCCUCCGAGCAGACCUUACAGUCGUCUUUAACCAGAGCUUCAGCAACAAACUCUCAACGACUUACGUUUUAUGCAAUUUUCUAUUGUUGCACAGCAAUUGUGUCGCCUUUAAUAACUGCACUAAUUUUCCAGCGUGAUAAUGUUUAUGAAAGCAGGGGGAAAAUGGUGCAUCUUAAAUCUGAUAUAAUAUAUAAAUAUAAUGCGUUAAGGUAUGUUUCCUUGUUACACAAAGAUUUGAGAAAACAGUUCUGUUGCAUUUGUGUUUUUUUAACUAAGUGAAUGAUUUCUGUGUACGUGUAAUUCUUUUAGUUGUUAAGAGUCUGUAGUGUUGCUGCGGGCGCCAUGUUCCGGAGACGCUGUGUUUCGUCGUGAAACUGAAACUACUUUGUGUUUCUAAAAGAGGACACGACUAGCUGGCCAAUCAGAGCACACCUCGCUUUUUUAGAACGAUGAGUUUUGUACAAAUAGACGUGUUUCAGGAGGCGGGGCUUAGAGGAGAAACAGUAAUGUACAGGAUGUGGAAAAUAAUGUGUUUUUAGCCUCAUCAUAUGACCUUUAAUUACAUGAAUCUCGUGUGUGAUGUACUCUGCACCAGCAGGAGGCGCUGUGAGGUCUCAUAAACAUCUGCUUUUACUGUAAUAUUCUCUUCAGCUUACUUCAGAUCAUGUAAAACCAUAAAAACUAUUCAUUUAGUGUGACUUUAUGAAAUCAAAUUGUAUUUUAACUAAAA